AUGGUCGGCUUAUCGCGAAAGAAAGCAACAGUAGAACCAGUGAUCCAAGCUACUGAAAGUGAUUUACGAAAAUCGAUCGAUGUCGUUUUAUAUGAAAUUAUGAAAGAUGACAAAGGAGUGAAUAUAUCACCAUCCCGUCAUUUGAGUAUUUACAAAUCUUUACCAGUGCUAGGAGUAGAUCUUAACGCAGACUCUCCAGGAAUAUUACGUUCUGAUGACGACUGUAUGAUGACACAACAACUUAAUCAUGUGGCGGAGACUCCAAAAGUGGUAAAAGCAGUCAGUAGAAAGAAAAUACAUCAAGCUAGUUCGACGGCUGUUAGACUACUAGAUUCUAACUCGGGCACAGCAACAUUAACACCUGAAAUGGAAGCAGAUUUGGAGAUCUUGAAGAUGAGGCAUGUUUUGGAUCCUAAAAGACACUAUAAAACGGUUCUUCGAAAUCCACCGAAAUUAUUUCAGAUGGCAAGAAUUGUUAAAACACCGAAAGGAUUAUUUUCUUCUCAAUUUCGGAAAAGUGAUAGAAUGUCUGUGGAGGACUUUCUGGUUGAUACUAAAUUUAGAAAAUACUGUACAAAGAAAUUUAUGGAAAUCCAACAUUUAAGAAGACGCCAUAAAAAAAAGAAUAUGCGCCGUUUCGGAAAAGUCUAA
Trichoplax adhaerens is the source of this 651-nucleotide messenger RNA. RefSeq lists its product as uncharacterized. Gene Ontology annotation, biological process: RNA processing. The coding region runs from base 1 to 651 and encodes 216 amino acids. Gene Ontology annotation, molecular function: RNA binding. The transcript has 5 exons. NCBI's taxonomy places the organism in Eukaryota, Metazoa, Placozoa, Uniplacotomia, Trichoplacea, Trichoplacidae. Gene Ontology annotation, cellular component: nucleolus. The record is from RefSeq and is a predicted model, not a curated record.